This is a messenger RNA of Pyrenophora tritici-repentis Pt-1C-BFP, 2167 nucleotides long. RefSeq names its product exocyst complex protein exo70. Gene Ontology annotation, cellular component: exocyst. The record is from RefSeq and is a predicted model, not a curated record. Lineage: Eukaryota; Fungi; Ascomycota; Dothideomycetes; Pleosporales; Pleosporaceae. Gene Ontology annotation, molecular function: phosphatidylinositol-4,5-bisphosphate binding. Gene Ontology annotation, biological process: exocytosis.
AUGGUCGCCCCCCGCAGGACUGCGCUCCUGGAGGAGAGCGCCGAAGUGGAGGUGCUCUUCGCCAACAUGGAGAAGAUGAAGACGCUCACCAAGAAGAUCCAAGCCUCGGUCAAUCGGCUCGAUGCCAGUGGGAAAGCCGUCCAAGAAGCUAUCAGCCCAAUCUACGGCAACACUCAAAAACUGCAAAUCGCAAACACAAACGUCGACCGUAUAAUCGAGGCCAUUGAGCGACUCAGGGCACCACGAGAGGAAAGUGCAAAGGAGGAGAGGAUUAUUCGCGCGGGCCCUGGCCGGGGAGACCUGGACGGCUAUAUCGCUUCUCUCGAUCGCACAAACCUCAGUCUCCAGGACCUUAAGCGCACUAACCUGCGCUCUAACGAACAAGCCGUUGCCGAGCUUAGUGGGCUCUUGAAACUCGGUAACAAGCAACUAGAGGAUGUCUUCAGGAGUAUCUUGCAAGAUAGCUCCCGAGGAAAGGUCCAGCCAUUGGAAUAUGUCGCAAAGCAGAACCCUUUCCCUCGCAUGCCUCAAGAGAAGCUCCAGAGUCUACGCAGCAUCAACACUCACAUUACCAAAACCUUCGCCCAAGUAUCGCAAGUCGACCUGUCGCAAACUCCCACACGAAGAAUAUACGCAGAGAUCCGGGGCGAAUAUCUCGAAAGCACGUUACGCAGUCUUAUGCAAGCGUCGAUCAGCACGGCCCGAAAGGUACAGGCUGACGCGUUGUACAAGAAGGGUACCAAUGGUAUCGGAACCUACGUGCAAGCAAUCGAGGGCCUUUUCGUAGCCGAAUUCGACAACCUCAACUACGUCUUCGAUCGGGACGAAUGGAGCGACGUCUAUGUGGCGACAUGCCAGUUUCCGCUACAAGACUUUACCAAAACACUGCGCGAGCUCAACGGACAUAUCCAGAAGAAUCUCCUGACCGACUGCUUUCUAGGCUUUGAGAUAUGUGGUCUGGUACGGACACUAUCCAUGCGGCUUCAGAAGCAGACGGGUGCGCUCAAGGACCAGAUUUACGACAGCGUGAAGCCAGUUCGGGAAACGUCGAAGAUGUCUUUGGGCAAAAUGCUAGAAGACACGAGAUCUCGCACACAGGCACUCAUUGCGCUGCCUAUUGAUGGCGGGCCGGUGGAGAUGACUACACAGACGAUGCGACGCCUGCAGGAAUUGACAAACUAUCUAGAGCCUCUCACAUCAAUAUUGGCAUCUCUGGGUGAAGGCGGCUGGAACUCCAACUCGGCCAACAACUCUUCUACAACUCUAGACGUUGGCCCCGACGGCGUGAGGCUUUUCGGACAAUAUGCCGCCGAUUGCAUCGAUACGCUGUUACAGAAUCUGAGCGUAAAGGCCAAGACACUGCUAAAGGGCAAGAACUUGCAGGGUAUCUUCCUAGCCAACAACGUUGCCAUUGUCAUGCGGAUCAUCCGCUCGUCAGAACUAGCACCUCUCAUGGGCAGCUACGAGAAGAAGCUCGCGGAUUGGCGGAAGCAAGGCACAGCCAUGUAUCUUGAGGCAUGGCGCGAGCCGUCUGGUUACCUGCUCGAUGUACAAUACACGAACCGUACCAAGGAACGGCCGACAUCCAGCGGAGCCGACUCGGCAGCUAUUGUAAAGACACUCAGUUCAAAGGACAAGGACGCAAUCAAGGAAAAGUUCAAGAACUUCAACACAAGCUUCGACGAUCUUGUCACACGUCACAAGUCGUACGCGAUGGAGCCCGAGGUGCGGAACCAGCUGAGCAAAGAGGUACAGAACAUCAUCGAGCCCUUGUACAACCGAUUCUACGAUAGGUACCGGGAGAUUGACAAGGGCAAGGGCAAGUAUGUCAAGUACGACAAGACCGAGUUGAACAAGGCACUGGCGAGCUUUGCAUAGUGUAAUGGUUGCGGCGUUGUGGCUUGUUUGUUUGCGCAGAAUACCCUUUGAUUUGCAUGUACAGGAUAGCGAUACAGAUAGAGAGCUAGGCUAGGUUGGAUAUAUGAGCCCAGGGCCAUGCUGGCGGAGGCGGUGUAAUUGGAUACAUAUGUAGGGUCGAGUCUUGCACUCCCAUGUCUUGUGGUGCCACGCUACACCUGGUACCGUGAGGGGUGAAGGAGCAUGGCGUGAGAUUGCCGGGGAGGCAGCGAUGGAGUGCAGUAAUAUCAAUUAGGCGCGUUGUUGCUCG